Messenger RNA from Fusarium coffeatum, 3270 nucleotides. RefSeq lists its product as uncharacterized. Gene Ontology annotation, molecular function: ATP binding; ATP hydrolysis activity. The coding region runs from base 1 to 3270 and encodes 1089 amino acids. NCBI's taxonomy places the organism in Eukaryota, Fungi, Ascomycota, Sordariomycetes, Hypocreales, Nectriaceae. The record is from RefSeq and is a predicted model, not a curated record. The transcript has 4 exons.
AUGGAGCCCUGCCAAAAUCCUUUCCAGAGAGUCGAAUCCGAAGCCGCUCGAAGGUGGUCAAGAACAAAGAACAAGGGUGGCGCAAAGGAAGCCAUUGAUGACCUCAUGAAAUAUGAAGGGCUUGAAGAGAUCAAGUUAUACUUUCUGAACAUUCGGGAAAGCAUCCGUUUUGCCAGAAUUCAAGGGAGAAAGCCAGAGAACGAGAACUACAAUGUUGCGUUUGAAGGAAACCCAGGGACCGGCAAAACAUCAGUCGCUAGGCUCUAUCAUGCGCUAUUAGAAUCGCUCGGGAUUGUGGCGACAGAUAUUGUUGAAACCUCAGGAGUUGAGCUCGCCACAGACGGGCCCUCCGGCCUGAGACGAGAUGUGCGGCUUAUCCUAAAGGAUGAAGAUGUCAGUGGGACUCUUUUUAUUGAUGAGAGUUACCAGAUGCUGUCGGACCACCAAGGAAGACAAGUGCUGGACAUCGUUUUGAAAAGCAUGUCUGACAAGAUUGGCAAGCUAGUGGUCAUCUUCGCUGGAUACAAGAAACAAAUGGAACCCUUCUUUGAAUACAAUCAAGGCCUAACAAGUCGCAUUGGACGUAGAUUCCAUUUUCCGAACUUUCCGAAAGCCGGGCUAUGGGAGAUCUUUGUCAAGCAUGUCCAAGAGGACUACACAAAGAUGAGAUUCGAGGGUGGCGUGGAUGGAAUCUACGUACAGAUCGCAAUUCAACGACUCGAGCGUGGAUCACACAACGCUUCAUUUGGUAACGCUCGUGCAGUUCAAGCAUGUGUCAGUCAGAUGGUCCAACGUCAGCUUUCACGCUUAUCCAAGCAAGAGCUUGCGAUGAGUGAGGACGAAGCCCGUCAAAGUGACACAAAGCAAGGAAAGAGUCACCAAGACCUUGCAAGAGGCAUCCAAGGGAUAUCAGAAGACCUCAAGAGGCGCGGAAGGUACGGAUCUAUAGAGUCCACUACAGUGCUUGUCUCAGAAGAUGUCUCGAUGAAUCUUGGCUCCAGCAGUUCUAGCGACGAAUGCCCUGAUGACGACCGACUACUUGAUGAAGGCUCCGAUUUAAAGGAACGAUACUGUUUACUCACCCGCGACGACAUCAUCGGUCCGCCUCCUGGGCAGGUCUUCGAGAGUCAAGCAUGGCGACAGUUACAGAAUCUCGUUGGCUUGGACGAGGUGAAGAGUUCCGUCCGAACACUCAUCGAAUCCCUCGACCUUAACUACAAACGCGAGUGUGAAGGGGAUUCUGUAAUACAGUUGCCUUUGAAUAGGGUUUUCGUGGGCCAACCCGGUACAGGGAAAACAACUGUCGCAAAGCUUUAUGGACAAAUUUUGGCUGAUAUAGGAUUACUGAGCCGCGGCGAUGUUGUUAUCAAAACCCCGGCAGACUUCAUAGCCGCGCAUGUCGGCGGAUCUGAAGAAAAGACAAGCAAGAUUCUUGAGGCGACUCUUGGCAGCGUCCUGAUCAUAGAUGAGGCUUACAUGUUUGACGCGGGAGAUGACGGAAGCACCACCAGCAACUACAAAGCAAGUGUGCUUGACACAAUUGUCGCAAACGUCCAGGGUGACUGCAACGAAGACAGGUGCAUUCUUCUGCUCGGUUACGAAGAUAGACUAAAGAACAUGUUCAAGAACAUGAACCCAGGCCUAUCACGGCGGUUUCAGGCUAGCCACCCCUGGCGAUUCGCGGAUUACGGACCGUCUGACAUGAAAGAGAUUCUCACGAGAAGCAUGAAGCAGGAGCAACUCAAAUACACCCAGGAGGCCUUUAAAACCGCCUUGGAGAUACUCCAGAGAGCCUCGAUUCGUCCUGAUUUCGCAAACGCUGCUGAAGUAGGCCAUUGUCUCGCGGUAGCAAAGGCCAACUACAUUCAACGGAUUUCCAAACUGCCUCACAACGAAAAGUCUGGUCAAGAUCAUUUUUUGCCAGAAGAUUUCGAUCCAGAUCUCAAGAGCAAGCAUGAAAGCUUAGCGGAUGAGAUGCUCGAGAACCUUGGUACGGAUGUUGCUAAUCGACUUAUCUCCUAUGAACAGACUGGUCGACGAGCGAUAGAAAGUCGAUUGCCAAACCCACAUCUGGUUCUUUCAAAUCUUUUGGCCUUCAAAGGAUCACCUGGUACUGGGAAAAGGACAGCAGCCCGAUUCCUGGCCCGGAUAUAUUAUAAUCUGGGUUGCCUUUCGUCUCCAGAAGUGGUAUCUCAUACAGGACCAGAUUUCAUUGGCCGUUACGUUGGUCAAACGGCACCAAAGACUCGAGAUCUACUCCAAAAGGCCUUGGGGAAGGUUCUGCUGAUUGACGACGUACUUGGUCUCAACCAUGAGCCAUACGGAGCUGAAGCCCUUGGUGAAAUGGUGCAGUUCAUCUCGGGGCUUUCCUAUCCCAAGACUAUGGUCAUCAUUCUUACAGACUCUGUGCAAAACGUGAACAUUCUUCUCAAGAGUCGACCCUCGCUUAAGGCACACUUCAGAGACGAGAUCAUGUUCGAGGACUUAUUACCUGACGACUGCAUUUCACUGCUGACACGCGAACUCGAAGCCCAAUCUGUGCUACUGCCAAAAUUACAAAAGCCUGAUCAUAUGCACCCUACCAUGAGCAGCUUAAGACACGCCAUUCACAAACUCCAACAGGUUCCGGGGUUUCAAAAUGCGGGCGACAUGAUUCAGAUCGCAAGGCGGGUGCUUGUGAAAAUCUUGGAACCAGGAAUGCCAUUGAUAAAUAACCCUGAUGGAAAGGGUUUUACGGUCGAGGUUGCGUUUCUGCGUAGCUGUGUGCAUGAGAUGGCACAACAGCGUCAACGUCAAUAUGUAGUAAUGCUACAGACACAGGCGCCUCAUAAUACAAGCCGGAAGCGUACUAUGCGAUCUGAUGAUCAUGGUCCUAGGAAGGCCCCACGCACAGAGACCGCAACGAAAACAGAAGCAAGCCCGGCAAAGGCUGUCUCCAAGGAAGUUGAAGUCACAAAGAAAACGCAAGAGAAAGAGCAGCCCAAAGUGAAGGAGGCUAAUACUGCUCAGGAGCCAGGUCAGAGCCAUGUCGAAAGGGAAAAGGGCGUUUCGGAUGAGGUUUGGGCACAGCUACAGGUCUACAAAAAGGAAGCCUUGACGCGCAAUGCAACGGCAGAACAAAAGAAGAAACAAGAGCAAAUUCAGCAGAAGUUGAGAAACUCGGGAGUCUGCGAAUUUGGAUACGAGUGGAUUGAGGAGCAUGGAGGCUAUCGCUGCGCAGGAGGCAUGCAUUUUAUGAAUCACAGUGAUAUCAGAGAUCUACAGGAUUAG